AUGAGCGCGUUCCGGGCGGCAUUGGGAUUGCUGUUCCUGGGGAUGCUUCGAGCCUUCCCAAAGGAUCGACUGCUCAAGAGCACCUGUGCUGGAGAUCUCAGCUACAACCCCGGGGAGGCUGUGGGGAGCUGCUGUCACCGUUGCCCCUCAGGGUUGUCUCCAACACAGCCAUGCCCACAGGGCCCUGCCCACUGCAGGAAGCAAUGUGAUCCCGACCACUACGUGAAUGAGGAUGGACACUGUACAGCCUGCGUGACCUGUUUGAAAGGUCUUGUGGAGAAGGCUCCGUGUUCCUGGAACUCUUCUCGCGUCUGUGAGUGUCAGUCCGGCACGUACUGUAAGACGCGGGCUGUCAAUUCCUGCGCCCGCUGCUCCCAACAUUCCCGCUGUUCUGGGGGCCAGGUCGUCAAGUUCCCAGGCACAGCAGAGAAGGACACUAUCUGUGAGCUGCCUUCCCCAGGACCUGGCCCCGAUUGCUCCAACCCAGAUGACUGCAAGACAUUUACUAGCCAUGCCACUGCUCAGGCCACACCUACUCUAAAGCCCUCAGCCACCGACAGUCUGAGGAGCUCACUGCCAGAAGGGAACACCCACCCUGUGCAGGAAGAUGCUGCUGAGCUGUCGAAGGUUCCAGAGUCUCCGUCUUCCCAGGCAAGGGAGCCCAGUCCAGACCCAGAUAAUGCAGAGAUGAAUAUGACCUUGGAGCUGCCACCUUCAGGGACCCUUCCUGACUUCAGCACCUCAGAAAACAGCGAGGAGCCUGCCAGUACCGCCUCUACCCUGAGCCUCCUGGUGGACGCCCAGACCAGCAGCAGGCUGCAGCCCACUUCUCCCUUGUCCACAGGAACACCUUUUCUGGAUCCAGGGCCCAUGUUCCUCUGGCUGGCCAUGGUGAUGCUGCUCCUUGGUUUUAGCUCCUUCUUCCUAUGUCACUGGAAGGCCUGCAGGAGGCGGAUCCAACAGAAGUUUCGCCUGGACUACCUAACCCAAACCUUCCAGCCAAAGAUGGAACAGGGGGAUUCCAAACCUAUUGAAAAACCAACUCAGCCAAAGAGAAGCGGGUCAGUGACAGAUGCCAGCGCAGGACACAAGUUGAGCCCUGUGAACCCUCCAACCGUGGAGAUCUGUACCAAUGUUGGGGCAGCCUUCCUGGAGAGCCUGCCACUGUUGGAUGACAGCACAGCUGGGAAUCCUUUGACCCCCAGGGAACCUCCAGAGACCCGGGUAUCCACGGAACACACGAAUAAUAGGAUUGAGAAGAUCUACAUCAUGAAGGCUGACACGGUGAUUGUGGGCUCUGUAAAGACCGAAGUCCCUGAGGGCCGGGGUCUGGCGGGAUCUCCGGAGCCUGAGCUUGAAGCGGCAUUGGAAGUGGACCAUGCCCCUCACUACCCAGAGCAGGAGACAGAACCACCUCUGGGCAGCUGCACUGAGGUCAUGUUCUCAGUGGAGGAAGGGGGAAAAGAGGACCAUGGGCCCACCACGGUCUCUGAGAAGUGA
Messenger RNA from Microtus ochrogaster (prairie vole), 1500 nucleotides. RefSeq names its product TNF receptor superfamily member 8 (gene Tnfrsf8). The coding region runs from base 1 to 1500 and encodes 499 amino acids. Gene Ontology annotation, molecular function: protein binding; transmembrane signaling receptor activity. Gene Ontology annotation, biological process: signal transduction. The record is from RefSeq and is a predicted model, not a curated record. The transcript is spliced from 13 exons. Lineage: Eukaryota; Metazoa; Chordata; Mammalia; Rodentia; Cricetidae.